UACUUUUUCGCCUUGGACCAUACAUGUUAUCGCUCCCAACAAAGCUGACCGUGUUCAACUUUUGUCAAAGUACUGUUCAGUGUAACCGGUGUCGGUGUUGGUAACUUAUUGCUGUUGAUUCCAGUUCGUCAUGUCGGACACGUGGAGCAACAUUCAGGCGCACAAGAAGCAGCUGGACUCUCUGCGGGAGAGGCUGCAGCGGCGGCGGAAAGACCCAGCACAACAGUCCUCUGAUGGCGGAAGCAGUACAGAGGGUUCCACAGCCAGGAGUGACAGCCCGGCUCCGUCAGCUCCGCUCCCCCCUCAAGAGGAGACAGAAAAACCACCAGACCCCGAACUAGAGAAGAGGCUGCUGGGGUAUCUCUCUGAUCUGAGUCUUUCAAUGCCAACGGACUCCCUUGCCAUCACAAGUGAACUCAGUUCUGAGACAGCUGUCAGUCAUGGAUGCAUCCAGAGUCUGCUGCUAAAAUUCUCUGCUCAGGAACUCAUCGAGGUCCGGCAGCCCACAUCAGCCUCUUCUUCUACUACUUCCCCCUCAAUCGUGGUAGCAGUGGACCAUACAAAACUAUGGGCCAUGAUCGGUUCUGUGGCUGGAGCCCAACGGGCUGGAGUCAAGAGAAAAGCAGAAGAUCAAACCCACCACAAAAGAGCUCCAGGCUUCUCACCCUCACUUCAGAGCCCUGCUUCUCCUCCGCUCUCUUCCUUCACCUCUGUGACGCCGGCUUCCUCCUCACAGCUGGCAGGGCCUUCAGCAUCGGGGAGCGGGGCUGAUAAGAAGGGAAAGAGCAGUAAAAGCCAGUCGUCCCAUUUGGACAUGGAGAUAGAGAGCCUCCUGAACCAACAGUCCACUAAAGAGCAGCAGAGCAAGAAGGUGAGCCGAGAGAUUCUGGAGCUGCUUAAUGCCAGCACAGCUAAGGAACAGUCCAUCGUGGAAAAGUUCCGGUCUCGCGGCCGAGCUCAGGUCCAAGAGUUCUGCGACCACGGGACCAAAGAGGAGUGUGUGCGCUCUGGGGACACACCGCUGCCGUGCACCAAGUUACACUUCCGUCGCAUCAUUAACAAGCACACGGACGAGAGCCUCGGUGACUGCUCCUUCCUUAACACGUGUUUCCACAUGGACACCUGCAAAUACGUCCACUAUGAGAUCGACAGCCCUCCAGAGGCCGAGGGGGGCCUGCUGGGGCCCCAGGCCGGGACCACAGAGCUCGGCCUCUGUGCGGGGGACGCCGACAGCAACGUGGGCAAACUGUUCCCCUCACAGUGGAUCUGCUGCGAUAUCCGCUACUUGGACGUGUCCAUCCUCGGUAAGUUUGCGGUGGUGAUGGCCGACCCUCCGUGGGACAUCCACAUGGAGCUACCCUAUGGUACACUGACUGACGACGAGAUGAGAAAACUCAACAUCCCCAUCCUGCAAGAUGAUGGCUUCCUCUUCCUCUGGGUCACCGGAAGGGCUAUGGAGUUGGGCAGAGAGUGUCUCAGUCUUUGGGGCUAUGAUCGAGUUGAUGAAAUAAUUUGGGUGAAAACAAACCAGCUUCAAAGAAUCAUCCGCACAGGAAGGACAGGCCAUUGGCUGAACCACGGGAAGGAGCACUGUCUGGUGGGUGUAAAAGGAAACCCUCAGGGAUUCAACAGAGGUUUGGACUGCGACGUCAUUGUGGCCGAGGUCCGCUCCACCAGUCACAAACCAGAUGAGAUCUACGGUAUGAUAGAGAGACUCUCGCCCGGCACCAGGAAAAUUGAGCUUUUCGGUCGACCCCACAACGUCCAGCCCAACUGGGUAACUCUUGGAAACCAGCUUGAUGGCAUUCAUCUCUUGGAUCCUGAUGUCGUGGCUCGAUUUAAGAAUCGUUAUCCGGAUGGCGUCAUCUCUAAACCCAAAAACAUGCAGUGAUGACAGUGGUCGCAGGUUUGGAAGAAGUUUAUCAAUAGACUGUGUUUUUUUUUUUAUAUCCGUGAACAACUUUCUCUAAUAAAUGUUGUCAACAAGA
Perca fluviatilis (European perch) is the source of this 1988-nucleotide messenger RNA. It is a transcript of the gene mettl3, whose product is annotated as methyltransferase like 3. Bases 131 to 1891 code for a protein of 586 amino acids. The record is from RefSeq and is a predicted model, not a curated record. NCBI's taxonomy places the organism in Eukaryota, Metazoa, Chordata, Actinopteri, Perciformes, Percidae. Gene Ontology annotation, cellular component: RNA N6-methyladenosine methyltransferase complex; nucleus. The transcript is spliced from 11 exons. Gene Ontology annotation, molecular function: mRNA m(6)A methyltransferase activity; mRNA (2'-O-methyladenosine-N6-)-methyltransferase activity.